Phialemonium atrogriseum is the source of this 411-nucleotide messenger RNA. Its product is annotated as Pyruvate/Phosphoenolpyruvate kinase-like domain-containing protein. Gene Ontology annotation, cellular component: cytoplasm. NCBI's taxonomy places the organism in Eukaryota, Fungi, Ascomycota, Sordariomycetes, Cephalothecales, Cephalothecaceae. The transcript has a single exon. The record is from RefSeq and is a predicted model, not a curated record. Bases 1 to 411 code for a protein of 136 amino acids. Gene Ontology annotation, molecular function: aldehyde-lyase activity.
AUGGUCCGCGCGGGCUUCGACUGGAUGCUCAUCAACAUCGAGCACUCCCCCCUCUCGGCUCGCGAUGCGACAACCAUGGUCCACGCCAUCGCCGUCGGCUCCUACGUGAGAUGCGCCUCGCUCGUCCGCAUCCCUUCAACAGGUGCCGAGUGGGUCAAGUGGGCGCUAGACUCCGGUGCCGCGGGAAUCGUGGCCCCCAUGGUGCAGACCGCGGAGGAGGCGGAGCGUCUCGUCCGGUUCACUCGCUACCCGCCACUGGGGCAGCGCAGCUUUGGCCCUUUCAAUGCGGCCUGCGCUACGGUGGACAACGAGAACACCGUCAUUGGUUUUCUGUUCGUGGGUUGCUUCUUCGUCGGUUGCGUCGAGGGUAUCGGCAUCACAAUUCCAGCCUCUUCUCAACGAUCAGGCUGA